GGCGGGAGUCAAGACUCAGUAAGACGUAAGCUGUAGUGACCCUUAACAAGCAGCAGAAGAGUCAGUGACGCAGCAACACCAUGAACAACGACUUAGAAAUUCACGAAGCCGAGGCGGAAAAUACACCAAGUGACUCCCAGAAGCCUGACAAAAUGUUCACUCUGAAGAAGUGGAAUGCUGUGGCCAUGUGGAGCUGGGACGUGGAGUGUGAUACUUGUGCCAUCUGCAGGGUGCAGGUGAUGGAUGCAUGCCUUCGGUGCCAGGGGGAAAAUAAACAGGAUGACUGUGUGGUAAUCUGGGGAGAAUGCAAUCACUCUUUCCACAACUGUUGUAUGAGCUUAUGGGUGAAACAGAAUAAUCGCUGCCCUCUGUGUCAACAAGAGUGGUCGGUGCAGCGAGUUGGUAAAUAGUCUCGUAAUACAUAUAAAUCAUAGCUUUUUGUAUUUAUCUUAAUUUAUGAAUUCUAAAUUGAGUGGAUUGUAGUACUGGAAAUGAAAAAUCCUUAAGGAUAUACAGUGGACCCCCGCAUAACGAUCGCCUCCCAAUGCGACCAAUUAUGUAAGUGUAUUUAUGUAAGUGCGUUUGUAUGUGUAUGCUUGGGGAUCUGAAAUGGACUAAUCUACUUCACAAUAUUCCUUAUGGGAACAAAUUCAGUCAGUACUGGCACCUGAACAUACUUCUGGAAUGAAAAAAUAUCGUUAACCGGGGGUCCACUGUAUGUGUAUUCACAAUGCUCUUGAUAUUAUUGUCUAAUUAAAAUAUAUUUGUAUAUGCAAAGCUGUAUAAAUGGAAAGAACUAUUCAGUGUAUUUCAUCAGAUUUUUAUAUUUUAGGUAUAGUUUUAUUAUUUUUAUUUAAAUGUUCAAAAGUUAAUCUUUAUAAUAUGCAUUUUUUGUAAGAGUGAAGAUAAUAGCAUUUAUGAUAAUGUUCAAAAGAAAUGAAUAUAUAGAACAUUUGUAUAUCGCCACAUAAUUGAGUAAUUUUUAUUGCUAAAUAGCUAAAUCCUCAUUCAAUUGAUGUCACUUUAAAGUGA
Molecule: messenger RNA, 1032 nt
Organism: Cherax quadricarinatus
Lineage: Eukaryota; Metazoa; Arthropoda; Malacostraca; Decapoda; Parastacidae
Source: RefSeq, a predicted model, not a curated record